Molecule: messenger RNA, 2866 nt
Organism: Octodon degus (degu)
Lineage: Eukaryota; Metazoa; Chordata; Mammalia; Rodentia; Octodontidae
Gene: Rangap1
Product: Ran GTPase activating protein 1
Exons: 16
Coding region: 340-2085 (581 amino acids)
Biological process (GO): activation of GTPase activity; signal transduction; nucleocytoplasmic transport
Cellular component (GO): cytosol; nucleus; perinuclear region of cytoplasm
Molecular function (GO): GTPase activator activity; small GTPase binding
Source: RefSeq, a predicted model, not a curated record
GCGGCAGCCUGAGGGAAGCCGGCUCCGGCUCGAGCAAAUCAAAUCAAAGGAAAGAAACUGCCGGCUUUCAAAAUCCUCCUCCUCCGCCAUCAUCCGCUGUCCUGCCGAGAGCAGGUGGUGUAGGAGACGCUCGGGACUAGGGACCCCGGGAGCGCGGACAGACAGGAGGGCCCGGCUCGGGGCGGCCGAGUCCGGGCAAGCGACGCGGCCGGACCUGACCUGACUACAUCGGCGUCCGUCCCGCCCGCCCGGCGGACGAGCGCGCUCGGAUCGCCCCACGCGGCGGCGCCGCCUGCUCACGUUUGCAGAUCUCCAGGGGAGCCCACUGUUGUGACCAGCAUGGCCUCCGAAGACAUCACCAAGCUGGCAGAGACCCUGGCCAAAACCCAGGUGGCCGGGGGACAGCUGAGUUUCAAGGGAAAGAGCCUCAAGCUGAACACUGCAGAAGAUGCUAAAGAAGUGAUUAAAGAGAUCGAAGACUUUGAUGGCUUGGAGGCACUGCGCUUGGAGGGCAACACAGUGGGCGUGGAAGCAGCCCGGGUCAUCGCCAAGGCCUUAGAGAAGAAGUCAGAGUUGAAGCGAUGUCACUGGAGCGACAUGUUCACGGGGCGCCUACGGUCUGAGAUCCCACCAGCGCUGAUCUCACUAGGGGAGGGACUCAUCACCGCUGGCGCCCAACUGGUGGAGCUCGACCUGAGUGACAACGCAUUUGGGCCUGAUGGCGUCCGCGGCUUUGAGGCUCUGCUCAAGAGCCCAGCAUGCUUCACCCUACACGAGCUCAAGCUCAACAACUGUGGCAUGGGCAUCGGUGGCGGCAAGAUCCUAGCGGCAGCUCUGACUGAGUGUCACCGCAAGUCCAGUGCCCAAGGCAAGCCACUGGCCCUGAAGGUCUUUGUAGCCGGCAGGAACCGUCUGGAGAAUGAUGGAGCCACUGCCUUGGCAGAAGCUUUUGGGAUCAUUGGGACACUGCAGGAGGUGCACAUGCCGCAGAACGGGAUCAACCACCCUGGUGUCACAGCCCUGGCCCAGGCCUUCGCUAUCAACCCCCUGCUGCAGGUCAUCAACCUCAAUGACAACACGUUUACUGAGAAGGGCGCGGUGGCCAUGGCCGAGAGCCUGAAGACCUUGCGGCAGGUGGAAGUGAUCAACUUUGGGGACUGCCUGGUGCGCUCCAAGGGGGCUGUGGCCUUAGCAGAUGCUGUGCGCGGGGGUCUGCCCAAGCUCAAGGAGCUGAACCUGUCCUUCUGCGAAAUCAAGAGAGAUGCUGCCCUGGCAGUGGCAGAGGCCGUAGCUGACAAGGCUGAGCUGGAGAAGCUGGACCUCAAUGGCAACGCCCUAGGAGAGGAGGGCUGCGAGCAGCUCCAGGAGGUACUGGACAGCUUCAACAUGGCCAAGGUGCUGGCGUCCCUUAGUGAUGACGAGGGUGAGGAUGAGGAUGAGGAAGAAGAUGAGGAAGGAGAAGAUGAGGAAGAAGAGGAUGAGGAGGAGGAAGAAGAAGAGGAAGAGGAGGAAGAGCCGCAGCAAAGACAGGAAGAGGAACCAGCCACGCCCUCAAGGAAGAUUCUGAACUCCAGCCCUGGAGAGCCGGCUCCGUCACUGUCGUCCCCACUGCCCGCCGAUGUCUCCACUUUCCUGGCCUUCCCCUCCCCUGAGAAGCUGCUGCGCCUUGGGCCCAAAAGCUCAGUGCUGAUAGCCCAGCAGACUGACACAUCUGAUCCGGAGAAGGUGGUCUCAGCCUUCCUGAAGGUGUCGUCAGUGUUCAAGGACGAGGCCACAGUGAGGACAGCAGUGCAGGAUGCAGUAGAUGCCCUCAUGAGGAAGGCCUUCAGCUCCUCAGCCUUCAACGCCAAUGCCUUCCUCACCAGCCUGCUGGUCCACAUGGGCCUGCUCAAGAGUGAAGACAAGAUCAAGGCUAUCACCAACCUCUAUGGCCCCCUGAUGGCGCUGAACCACGUGGUGCAGCAGGACUACUUUCCCAAGGCCCUUGCACCCCUGCUGCUGGCCUUCAUCACCAAGCCCAACGGCGCCCUGGAGUCCUGCUCCUUUGCCCGCCACAGCCUGCUGCAGACGCUUUACAAGGUGUAGCCUUCUGGCCGCCUCUUCUGUCCCCGACCCACCCUAGGAAUGGGGGCCAGGAAGAUCUGCGCUGCAGCCCUUGUGUCCCCAGGACAGGACUGACAGGCAGGGAGGGUCUUGGUGUUGUGUCGUGUGGUCCAGUGCGUAUGUCGGUGCGGUACGUGCGCCCUGCAUCAGGAUGGGGUUUUUCACGUCUCCCUGGCCCUGGUCUGUUGCGGAGCGCUAGCCCCAGCCAUGGGCUGCAGGCCGCUUUGCCAUUAAAGACUCAGCACCACCUGGGGGUGCUCUGCGCUCCUUGGUGCAGCUGUCCCCUGCCCUGCUGUCCUUUUGCCUCCCAGGCUGUGCCAAGGCCUGGGACAUGCUCUCACGUGCUCUGCUGUCUGUGUCACAUUGGGCUGUAUUCCACCUGGCCUAGGCCUGCAGCAGUUGCUGCCUCCACUGUUCGAGCUGUCAUGUGAACUGAGCGGCCUAUGGAGCAGAGGCUGCAGGUGGGGAUGGCUCAGAGGCCAGGCCCCCAGCCCCUGCUCAGGUGGACCAGAAGAGCCACCAGCGGUGAUACCAGCCGGUCCAGGAACGGUGGGGCUGAGCCAGAGGGGCCGCUCUGCCCAGGGAGGAGGAGUUAGAACUCUGAUGCCAGUGCUUCAUCUGGGGCUGCUCUCCUAGGAUCACCAGGGCAGGGAGAGUAGGUCAGGCCUGGCAGUGCCGUGACCGCCUUGUGCUUACAGUGUGCUCUCUGCGUGUCUGGGCUGUGCCUAGAAGCUUCACAAAUAAAGUCACCUGUGGCAGCUGA